Balaenoptera musculus (blue whale) is the source of this 2218-nucleotide messenger RNA. It is a transcript of the gene RAD51AP1, whose product is annotated as RAD51 associated protein 1. NCBI's taxonomy places the organism in Eukaryota, Metazoa, Chordata, Mammalia, Artiodactyla, Balaenopteridae. Gene Ontology annotation, biological process: double-strand break repair via homologous recombination; interstrand cross-link repair. The record is from RefSeq and is a predicted model, not a curated record. Gene Ontology annotation, molecular function: double-stranded DNA binding; single-stranded DNA binding. The coding region runs from base 137 to 1135 and encodes 332 amino acids. The transcript is spliced from 9 exons.
GGGAUGGGCGGCGAGGAUUGGAGGACUGGCGGCGGGACGGAGAGUUUCGAGUCUGGUUUUGCGCGGGAAUUGGAACGGCCGCCGCCGCUGCCGACAGGAGCCUGCGAGCUGCAGGUUUCCAGCCUUGCAGGGGACCAUGGUGCGGCCUGCGAGGCACAAGAAGCCAGUCAACUACUCCCAGUUUGAGGACUCUGAUAGUGAUGAUGAUUUUGUUCCUGCAACCGCACCGUUAAAUAAAAAAUCCAGAACUACACAAAAGGAGUUAAAACUAGAAAAACCAGAACCUAAACUGAAGAAUCUCCAGGAAAAAGACAUCCCACUACAAGAGAAAACCCCUAAAAAAAGAAUGCCUUUAGAUGAUAAGCUCUACCAGAGAGACCUAGAAGUCGCACUGGCUUUAUCAGUGAAGGAACUUCCAACCGUCACCAUUGAUGUGGAGGAGUCUCAAGAUAAAAACAUUGACAAACAUGGCAAUAGUGAAACAGAAGCAAUGAGUAAGUCUCCUCAUAUCUCCAAUUGCAGUGUAGCCAGUGAUUAUUUAGAUCUGGAUAAGAUCAAUGAGGAGGAGGAUUCCCAGGGUUCUCAGCGGAGAAGAAAAGCGGCAUCCCAAGCCGUGGUCCAGCAGAGGAAGAUUCUUUUGGAAAGCAGUGACGGCGACGGUGCUGAUGACUCCGAACCAGACUUUGCAACUGGUGAGGAUUCUGAGGACGAUUCUGAUUUUAGUGAGAGUGAAGAUGAUGAAAAUUUCACUGUGAGAAAAAAUAAAGUUAAAGAAAUUAAAAAGAAAGAAGUGAAAGGGAAAUCUCCAGUUGAAAAGAAAGAGAAGAAAGCCAAAUCCAAACGGGAUAAUGUGGUGACUUCAGUAGAUUCUGCUCCUGCUGCUGUCAAGUCAGAAUCUUGGCCCUCACCGAAAAAGGUUUCUCCUUCUUCAGAGGCCACUAGGAAGCCGUUACAAAUACGAAGUCCUCCAGCUGAAAGCAAGAGACCUAAGUGGGUCCCACCAGCGGUGUCCGGAAGCAGCAGCAGUAGCCCACUGGCAGGAGUGUCUGUGAAGUCUCCAACUCAGAGUCUCCGCCUUGGCUUGUCCCGAUUAGCACGAGUUAAACCUUUGCAUCCAAAUGCUGCUAGUAGCUGAGUGUAGUGGCAAGAAAAUGUUUGAUUAAGAAGAUCUCACUUUCAUAAGCAUGUUUAUAUUUGUGUUUAUAUUUGAGGAGGGUAUUGUAAUAUAAAUGAAUCCUUUAACGUUGUAUAAAUGAUCUCUACCUGUUUUGUGAUUGUUCUCUGAAAAGCUAUCUGAGACUUCAGUAAGAGGUUUGUUUAUAAGAAUUAUCUUGGAAUGUCAUUCCCUUCUGAAGAGCAUAUUCUCUUUCCCUUAUAUGUAUAUAAUAGGUCAUUGUCAUUACGUGGCCGUCAAUUUGACACAGAGGAUGUCCCCGUUACAUGUUCUUUCCUAGUAACAUGCCCGAUGCUUCUUUCUGGCUUUGUCUGGUUUACGGCACCUGAAAUUUAACUGUGCGGAGUUUAUCUGGCAGAAGGAAAAUUCCCAUUUCUCCCAGGAGACAUUUCUGAAAUCUUAUAAGUUACUUAACCUGCAUUGUCAAUUUUGUUGCAAUGAUGUUUCAUGUUUUAGCCAAAUGUUUUUAUAUUAAGAAUUCAGAAUAAUUUUCCAUAUUAAAACAGUUGCUAUGCUAGAGUGUAUGUCUCCUACUUCGAAGUAGAUGGUUAGAUAGCAAAUAGAAUUUCGUGACAUUUUACGAAGCCCUCAUUGUCAAAACCUUUAAUAAAAGUGAAAAAGUUGUGAUAUGCACUUUUCCUUGAUACUAAUGCAUCCAUCUGUCUCUACAUUUCAUGAUAAAAUGAGUGCUUUGCAAAAAAAUAUUAGCCUUUUUGUUGUAAAUAUAAAUGGGAAAAGCUGUUUCUUAAAGUCGUCACUUUUACAUUAAGCCUGUGCUUUCGAGGCUGGCUGUCAAGUACCUGUCACCCCUGUUGUAUUAGAUAGUACAGCCCUUCAGGAAGCUUAGGCCCUAAUCCACUGUGAGUAGAAAUAGCGAUAGAUAUUUUAUAUUUACGGUGAGAACUUCAACCAAACCAAAUUUCAAUUUUUAAUAAAAAUACUUUGAAUCAUGUUAACCAUUAAAAAAUAUAUAAUACUUAGCUCAGUUCUUCGUUAAUGAAAUAUCUAUGUUAAUGUGAAGAUAAGUAUUUAGAAUUAUGAUUA